AAGACAAGCACUCUGAACCUGAAGCAGAGCGUUYCACGGCCUGGUCACCGAGGGAGUCAGAUGUGGAGAGGCCUCAAGCAGCAGCCCGGGGCCGGCCCGGGUGUCCCCCCAGUGUUCGGCAGCAGGGGCCGGGGGUGACCGUGCCACAGCUCCUCCCGAGGAGCAGCGGAUGCUCCGCCGGGCCCGGCUAUCCCCUCCCCGCGCCCCGGGCAGUGCCUGCGCCCCAAACGCUCCGUGAGGGCCGCCCCGGCGCCAGCGCGAUCGUCCCGGGCGGGCUCCGCCACACCCCGCCCGCCGCUCCGCGGGUUCCCCUGCCCGGGCCGCCGCAGCGGGAUGGCGCCGGGGCUGCUGGACCUGGUGCACUUGACAACCUGGGCCGUGUGUGCCGUGAUCAAGCUGCCGCAGGUGGUGGCGGUGCUGAAGGCCGGCUCGGCGUGGGGACUCAGCGUGACCAGCCUCCUCCUGGAGCUGGCCGGCUUCCUUGUGUUUCUGAGGUACCAGAUCUAUUAUAAUUACCCUCUGGAGACAUACCUGGAAUAUCCCAUCAUCAUUGCACAAGAUGCCAUUCUCCUUUUCUGUAUUAUGCAUUUCAAUGGAAAAAUGAAACGWGCUUUGUUCUAUGCACUCGUAUUUUGUGGGAGCUGGUACAUGCUAACACUGCAGAAGUGGAUAAUAGACCUGGCCAUGAAUCUCUGCACAUUCAUCAGUGGAGCCAGUAAGCUGGUUCAGCUGCAUCAUCUCUGGCAGACCAAAGAUGCCGGACAAACAAGCGCCCUGACCUGGGGCCUGUCUGCAUACACCUGUGCAGCAAGAAUUAUUACAACUGUAAUGACUACGAAUGAUGUUGCAGUUCUCAUCCGUUUCAUAAUCAUGCUCAUCCUCAAUCUUUGGGUCACAGCCGCAGUCCUGCACUACAGGAAGACUAAAAAGACUAAUUAAAAGACACUCAUCAGCACAUACAUCAUUACCAUGAAUUAAGCUUAAAGAAUUUAAGAAUUCCUCAGAGAUUGAGGAAGCUCUCUAAUAUUUACUUUUAGCAUACUUACAGUAUGUACAGUACUUAUAGACAUGCAGUAUAGUACAUUAAUGUCUAUGUCCUYGUAGAAAUAAUUCCGAUAAGAUAUUAAUUUAAGCAGCAUAUUUUUAUUGGUCAUUUCAGACAAGUUUCACUGAUACCACAUUUUCUCUGGAUUUUUUUUACUACAAGGUAUUUCAUAAUUAGAUGUUUAUAUAUUCUGGUAUUACUUCAGUAUUUCUGGUUACAUAUAAGCAAUUUUCUUCAAUUACACAUGAUCAAUUUUGCACCAACAUACCGACUCAUUUUUCUGCUCCAAGAUGGAAAAACCACAUAAGAAGACCAACAUAAGAAGUUGGUCUUCUUGCAAGUAGCUCAGUUAGUUCAACAUUAAGUAUGUAUGUAYUUUAGGAUGAAGAAAAUCUGAGUGAAGACCCAAUCCAGAAUAAGAUUCUAAAUGUCUUAUACUAAGUCACAAAUCCAGUUGGGAUUGUAGCACUUACAUGCAACAUUUAAAUAGUACAAUUUAUACAGCUGAUACAGGAUACCCAUAGUCACUUUCUUCAGUAUACCCAGUUUUUAUUGGAUAAGAGCAAAAACUCAACUAUGAAWUCUUCUUUUUCAACCUGAGCUCUCAUUCACUGAACAUACUGUUUUGGGAACAGCAGGGACUAGAAUGCAUGGGAAUUAAUGAAACUGUGACCAACAGUUAAAAGUGUUGUUCAGGCAGAAGUUUCUGGAAUGAUAUGCAGAAUUCCCAGACACCAUCCAUACUGACAGUGACAUGUGCACCUUGAUGCAUCUCAGCAGACUCGUCUCCCAUGGUUGUCAGGUUUUGGUGAUACUGCUCUGUGGUUCAUUAAUUUUUAGUCUGCCAGUGCUAAGUAUUGAAGAACAUAGACUUCACUUAUAUUUUUACUUCAGAAAUUCUAAUAAAUUUGUAGUACUUGUAGUAAAAGGAGGAAAGGAGMUUCUUGACAACUAUUGACAGGGGAUUUUGGUUUUGGAAGUACUGCCURCACAACCAAGUUACAUUAGUAAUCAUAUAGCUUGCCUUAAUUUCUCAUUACAUUCUCCAAAAUUAAAAGAUACAACAUUUCAAAAGAGUUCUUACASUAUUCUGUUGAUUGGCAAGUAAAAACCAAGGCACCCUUGAUCCCAACACCCUUGAAAACGAUGGGAAGACUGCAUUGACUAUACUUGAGGCAGGUUUUCUUUGCAACAUUAAAUUGUGUGACUGCUGUGAAGCAAAGGGAUCUGCAAAAGCAGAUAUUUCUGCCAGUGAACACUCCACAAUUGGAGCAAGGCCUUCACCAGAAAACAGCUGCUUCGUACACUCUGCAUUGUAGUGGGAAKGGCUGGGAAGAGACGUCUGUGGGCAUUGAUUUUAUGUAUCCCACAUUAUCAAAGAUGAGCAUUUUUUACURCUCCAAUAAAAUGUAAAAAUCUGUUCGUUGAAAGAGUAACUGUAAACAUUCUGAUUUURCUAAAGCUAUGUAAAGUAUCUGAAGUGGUUUAAAUGGUAGCAGGUGGCRUGUGAUACAUUUUCCAGGUGAUUUUAAUAAAUGCUAUUCUUCAAGA
This is a messenger RNA of Malurus melanocephalus (red-backed fairy wren), 2596 nucleotides long. RefSeq names its product solute carrier family 66 member 3 (gene SLC66A3). Lineage: Eukaryota; Metazoa; Chordata; Aves; Passeriformes; Maluridae. The record is from RefSeq and is a predicted model, not a curated record. The coding region runs from base 334 to 939 and encodes 201 amino acids. The transcript has 7 exons.